Molecule: messenger RNA, 2007 nt
Organism: Apodemus sylvaticus (European woodmouse)
Lineage: Eukaryota; Metazoa; Chordata; Mammalia; Rodentia; Muridae
Gene: Ormdl3
Product: ORMDL sphingolipid biosynthesis regulator 3
Exons: 4
Coding region: 140-601 (153 amino acids)
Biological process (GO): negative regulation of ceramide biosynthetic process; intracellular sphingolipid homeostasis; ceramide metabolic process
Cellular component (GO): endoplasmic reticulum membrane
Source: RefSeq, a predicted model, not a curated record
UGAUUCGGCCAGAGCUGCCAGCGGGGUGGCCACCACCGCUGGUUUGUUACAGCUGCUGGAGCGGCCGCGGGCCGGGUUCUCGGGCUCUCUCCCGGGCCCUCGACCUCCAGCCCCGCGCGCAGUCAAGAGGGGUGGCAGGAUGAAUGUGGGCACAGCGCACAGUGAGGUGAACCCCAACACGCGGGUGAUGAACAGCCGUGGCAUCUGGCUCUCCUACGUGCUGGCCAUUGGACUCCUGCAUGUCGUUCUGCUGAGCAUCCCCUUUGUGAGCGUCCCUGUCGUCUGGACCCUCACCAACCUUAUCCACAACCUGGGCAUGUACAUCUUUCUGCACACCGUGAAAGGGACACCCUUCGAGACGCCAGACCAGGGCAAAGCACGGUUGCUGACUCAUUGGGAGCAGAUGGACUAUGGGGUUCAGUUCACAGCCUCUCGGAAGUUCCUGACCAUCACACCUAUCGUGCUGUACUUCCUCACCAGCUUCUACACCAAGUACGACCAGGUCCACUUCGUCCUCAACACCGUGUCCUUGAUGAGUGUGCUCAUUCCCAAGCUGCCCCAGCUCCAUGGAGUCCGCAUCUUUGGAAUCAAUAAGUACUGAGAUUGUAGCCCCUUCCCCAGCCAGGGUGGCAGGGGAAGGGUGGAAGGCCUUUGCUAUAAUGCUGAAGACAGGAGCCUCUGGACACUGCCAGAGCUGGGGGUGUGCCCUGGGCCUGGCUUCCCCCUUGCUUCCCCAGUAGCUGACUUGGAGUAGCUUGUAGUGGGGUUAGGGUGGGGCCCUUGGGCUCUAACCCGUUCUGAAGUUUUUGAUCUUUUCCUUUUGCCUUUUGAAUAGAAAUGCCAUGGGGGUGGUCAGGAAAGGGGCUGGGCUCUCUGGCUGACUGUGGGCCUGAGCAAUUGGGACAGGAAGCCAGGCGAACCCCUGUUGGCUUGUUUACCCUCAGGCAGCCAUAGCACUUUAGCCCCCGGAAAGGGGGCAGAGGGACGGUACAGCUUCUGCAUUGAUUGCCCUCAGUCCUUCAGUGCGUGAAGCGAGACUCUUCUGUAUUAGAACCCCCUGCGCCUUGCUGCCUCUGCCUGCAGUUGGGCUUUGUGGACUUCCUUGUAACCCACCGUGGGUAGGCCAUGGGCAGGGGAGAUUAGGAAAGGAAGAUGGGUUGGUGGGACACCUAGAGGUGGGGACAGGAUGCUGCCACCCUGGUCCUGGGGAGAGGGGUGUUCUGAGCAGGGGUCGGGAGGGGAUAGUAAGUUGGGUCUUAGAAUGGACAAGAUAGCAACAGCCGAUUUGGAUCAGUGUAAAGAGGUCUGGGACGGAGAAGCCAGCCUUGGCCUCCUCUGGGACAUGGACUAGGAGGAGGUCUGGCGUGGAGGGUCAGUUUACCCACAGAAUGAUGCUGAUAGGAGGGAGGCCUCUGUGGCUUUGAAACUCCUGGGUUGGCAUGAGGGUACGCACAGGCUGGAAGGGACCUGUGAGUCCUCAGAAGCUGGUCUGCUCUGACACUUUCUUAGCAGUGGUAUGAGGAAGCUCUCAGAGACGCUCUUCCUUAGCCGUUCAGUUUGUGUUCCUGUGUAGAUUGUGCUGGGGCGGGGCCUCUUGCGUGGCUUGCUUGUGAGUGGUCAGGAGGCCACCUCCACAUGCGGCCAGUGGUCUCCACAGUGCCAUGGGACCCUGCCCAAACAAGGCAGUAGCAGGGACCGCUGUAGGCACUGUCUCCUCAGCCCAGAGAGAGGCAGGUCAGAGCCCGAGGCUAGGCUGGAGAGGAGCUGUCUCUCCCCUCGCUGGUUCGACUGGGGUAUGUUCCUUUGGAAAUGUGUGGCCGCCCCAGCCUCCUCUCAGGGGCCAGAGGAGGCUACUCAUCUGUGUCUCCCCCUGACUCUCCUUCUGAACCCCAUGUAUCACAGGGAACUUUCACCUUCCGGUCUUUCUACGCAAAGUGUGAAUAGGAUUUUUACUCCCUUUGUACAGUGUUCUGAAAAACGCAAAUAAAGAGCAACACGUUCUGUUCA